Messenger RNA from Acaulospora colombiana, 556 nucleotides. Lineage: Eukaryota; Fungi; Glomeromycota; Glomeromycetes; Diversisporales; Acaulosporaceae. The record is from the annotation of a GenBank genome assembly.
GCCAUGGGCACUAUCCCCUCUUAUCUCCACCAUGCCCUAUUUCGCCAUCCACAGAGACGAACAGGCUCAUAAGAAGAUCAAAGUAGAAGAAACUCCAGCGUUCGCUUCUUCUCAUGGAUCAUAUCUGCACGACAAUGUAUCUGAACUCGAAAACGUACCUUCAUUCAAGACGCCUUCCGCCCGAAGACAAUAUUUUGCAAGCAACAGUCACAGAAAAGAAGUCGACUUCAAAACCUCUGAUAUCAUCGCUUCAGACUUUUGCUACGGCUUCCUUUCCUUCCCGGAUAUCAGACUAAACCUCCCCGGUGGAAUAUCCUUUGACCUCUUGAACUAUUGGGACGGCCAACCCGUCCGGUUCGUCUGCUGUGAACGGCGAAAGGGGGCGGACGACUAUGGGAGGCCACUCAAAGGACCCGGAGACCCAUUUUGGGUCGUUGUAUUUGAAGCCGUUCCAGAUGAUGAGAUUGAGGCUGCCAAAGCCGAGCAGAGGAACGGAGCGGCGAGUGAGAAGGUGUCGGUCGAGGAUCAAAGACAUCUUAGAGAGGAUAUUGAUUAG